Molecule: messenger RNA, 2845 nt
Organism: Harpegnathos saltator (Jerdon's jumping ant)
Lineage: Eukaryota; Metazoa; Arthropoda; Insecta; Hymenoptera; Formicidae
Product: sorting nexin-29
Exons: 13
Coding region: 500-2527 (675 amino acids)
Molecular function (GO): phosphatidylinositol binding
Source: RefSeq, a predicted model, not a curated record
UUUGACGUCAUUCUGAUGUCAUCGUUAUUUUCUGUCCUGCUUGGGUUGCCACUGCGCGUCCGGGUCCGUUCGCGCUGACGUACCAUUCCCGGGAAACGGCAGUAAGUCGUUAACUACCGCCGCUGUCGCUACCUCUGCUAUUACGAGUGGUCUGCGAUGAGAAUGAGAAGUACCUCCGCUGGGCACGUCGGGCGUUCUUGCAGACUUUGCAAUUUCCUCGUGACACUGAGCGGACAUCGUUCGUGUACUAAAUGUUGUGACGUUCCGACGACAACGGUGAACUAGGCUCGUCAGUGCGAUAAUAUCCGCUUCUCGUCGCGUCUCGCGGUCAGCGAUGAACGCUGGCGACCUUUGAGAGCGUAAUCGAAACAGUGAUCAUCACCGCGUCGCUUAAAUGCCUCGCGAUGAUAAAAUGACGGACGAGCAUCCGGGAGAAAUCUGGAGAAAUUCGUAAUAGCCCAUCGCAUUGGCACAUCGCUCGGGCAUCGCUUUGCGUAUAAUGUCAGCCAUAGUGUCAAGUACACACAAUGUAGCAGAUAACGAUCAUGUGACUGAAAAGCAAAAGCUACUGGAGGAUCUGUUGGCUGCUGCAAAAAAUUGCCACGUUAGGUUUGGAGGACGUGCAGAGUUGGCCACAGAAUCGGAAGCAUGUAUAGCUCAGCUCUGUCAUAUAUUCGAAUUGAUAUUUAGUCAUGGGAUAAAGACAAAUUGCAUAGAGAAGAUCAACUCAGCAUUCAGACACGUAUCCGACUUGGUCUCCGGUAGUAAUAUAACACCCGGCAACGUGGCCUAUGUGGCGUUCUGGCCGUGCAUAAAGGAACAACUCACAUGGCACGAGCAAGAACGCUUCAGCGUAUUGCGGAAGGUACACACGGAUUACGGCCGUGGCAGAGCGUGGCUGAGAGCCGUUUUGAACGAGAAAUCCCUGGAACGGCAUUUACACGCCAUUAUAGAUCCCGGCGCGUUGUCUCCCUUCUACGAGGAGUGGGCCUUUUUACUCGAUCAGGAGAAGAGUUCAGUCUUACCCAAUGUAGCCGCAGGCCUUGGUACAAUUUUAUUCGCGAUAAGGAUAGACAACGAGGAACUCGAUGACAACCUGAAGGGGAAGGGAAUGGACAGAAGUAGAGGUGUGCAGUCGGAGCCGGUUAUCCCUGCAUUGGUCCCAGGACCCCCUACGUCUCAGCAUGAGAAAAAGAAAGUACCAGUCCACAUAAUUUCCUUCGACGAUGACGAAGAGAGAGACGAGCGCAAGGAGACUACAUCUUCGAUGAGCGCUCCCGCGACGUGCCUGAGUUCUCCCACUGUAACGUCGACCAAGGACUCUGCUUCUCCGUGCUUGGAUCAAGUUCCUGAACCUCAAGUCGAUUCCAAUGAUAAUACGGUAGACAGUACGAAGUUUCCUGAAUGGGAACAAUGUGAAUCCUUCGAGGAAGAGAAGAUUUUAACUCCUGUGACGGACGCUGAAAAUUUGGGCGGCCUUGUACCUGUGUCACCACUCGAUCAAACAUUAGACGAUAUGUUAGUCACUCUGCCAAACUACUUAGACGACUCAUCGGAGGUGACGGAGGCGGCGAUGGAGGCCACGGAGCCGUUGAUCGGUUUAGACUUCCAUGUAGAUCCAGAGAAUUUAGAUAUAGAUACCUUACGUGUGAGACUCUUGGCCAUGACGGAAGUGCUGGAGCAAGCUAGAGAAGACGCCAUAACGAGCAGAUUACAGUUGGCUCGUUUCCAGAGGCAACAUCAGCAUUAUUUGGAGAGGCACGAGCUGCAGUUGCAAACGUUAAACAGGGAAAACGAACUCUUGCGGCAACAAUUGCGCAAGUACGUGACCGCUGUUCAGAUGUUACGAAGGGACUCGGACUCCACGACCAUAUCCGAGGAAGAUCCGUCCUUGGAUUAUCACAACGAGGCGCGGCAAUACGAAGAGAAGUUGAUACAGGUCGCGGACAUGCACGCCGAGCUGAUGGAAUUCAACGCUAGAUUGACGUUGCAGCUGACAAGCAGGGAUAGAUUGGUGAAGAUGUUGCAAGCAGAAUUGGAGUGUCUGCGAGGACCAUUGAACGAGGACGACUUGCCCUCGGAGCCGCCAUGUCUCAUUCACAUAUGGAUCCCAUCAGCGUUUUUAACGGGACAACCAUCCGACAUCCAUCAUGUUUAUCAAAUCUACGUGCGCAUACGGGACACGGAGUGGAACAUUUACCGACGGUAUGCUCAAUUUUACGCUCUCUAUAGAGAGCUGAAGAAACACGACGCUAUCGUUGCCACUUUCGAAUUUCCGCCAAAGAAAACAAUAGGAAAUAAGGACGCAAAGUUCGUCGAGGAGAGACGACAAAAACUACAGCAGUGGCUGCGACGAAUCGUUGGCCGAAUGGCACAAUGUUCUCCCGCGUUUUCGUGCAGGCCGAGCAGGCAGACUCUCAUAUCAUUGAUGCCUUUCUUUGGUGAUAGCCCUAAUGCCGAGGAAUCGAGGAAAAAUAAUUCCGCAAGAAGUACUUUCUCUUCCUCCCCUCAAUACAUGGGUUUAUAAUCAUGACAAUUUUUAUGGACAAUUUGUAUAUACGUGGAACGAAAAAGAAAAAAGAUGGAGAUAACCUUAAUUUAAUUGAUUAAACGAGAAUCUUGUUAAAUGCGACGUAUUGUUGACGAUUAAGAAGAGAAGAGAACGCAUUACAUGUGUUUAAUGUAUAUAAGAAUACAUCCCCAUACACGCGGGCGGUGACCUGUACGACACCGGCAUGUGUAUGUGUGCGUGUGUGUGUAAACUAAUAUGUAGACAAUUGCAGGAGAAUUGGUUCGACUUCUUUCUUUUUUAAUGAAAAUAAUAGCUCAUGUUUUUAAUGUUUCA